GCUACUAGUAUUAGUUGCCACGAGCCCAGGACGACUCUGCUCCGAUCAUAUCUGACCGUGUCGUCGUCUGCCUAUAGCUUCUUGGCCAUCGAUCGAGAAGCUCUUGCUUGCUUCGAUCCAGAGGGGGGGGGGGGGGAGAGCAAGAAUGAGCAGUAGUAGUGGAUCUGCACGGGAUCAUAAUAAUGGCGGCGGCGGCGGCUCGCCGGAGCUGAGGGAGGCGCUGCUGGGCGCGCACGACGACGGCAAGGGGACGAGCGGAAAGAAGGAUGACCUGGAGGAGAUCCGGAGCGUGGGGGCGUUCAUGCGGCUGGCGGCGGAGGAGAACCGGCGGCUGUGGUACCUGGCCGGGCCGGUCAUCUUCACGUCGCUGGCGCAGUACUCGCUCGGCGCCGUCACGCAGGUGCUCGCCGGGCACCUCACCACGCUCGAGCUCGACGCCGUCUCCACCGAGAACAUGGUCAUCGCCGGCCUCGCCUUCGGGAUCAUGUACGGCAUGGGGAGCGCGCUGGAGACGCUGUGCGGGCAGGCCUAUGGCGCGAAGCAGCUCCACAUGCUGGGCGUCUACCUGCAGCGCUCGUGGGUGAUCCUCACCGCCAUGAGCGUCCUCCUCCUCCCCAUCUACCUCUUCGCCACCCCGAUCCUCCGCUUCUUCCACCAGGACGACGACAUCGCGCUCCUCGCCGGCCGCUUCUCCCUCUACAUGAUCCCGCAGCUCUUCGCCUACGCCCUCAACUUCCCCAUCCAGAAGUUCCUGCAGGCGCAGAGCAAGGUCGUGGCCAUGGCCGUCGUCUCCGCGCUGGCGCUGCUCUUCCACGUCGCGCUCAGCUGGCUGCUGGUGGUGCCGCUCGGCAUGGGCCUCGUCGGCCUCGCCGUCGCGCUCAACGUCUCGUGGUGGCUCGUCGUGCUGGGGCAGCUCGCGUACAUCGUCAUGGGGUGCUGCCCUGGAGCCUGGAACGGCUUCGACUGGCUCGCGUUCGCCGACCUCUUCAGCUUCGCCCGCCUCUCCGUCGGCUCCGCCAUCAUGCUCUGCCUCGAGUUCUGGUUCUACAUGUUCCUCAUCGUCAUCGUCGGCAACCUGCCCAACGCCCAGGUCGCCGUCGCCGCCGUCUCCAUCUGCACGAACUUGUUUGGGUGGCAGAUCAUGGUGUUCUUCGGGUUCAACGCGGCGAUCAGCGUGAGGGUGUCGAACGAGCUGGGCGCGGGGCGGCCGCGGGCGGCCAAGUUCGCGAUCCUGGUGGUGCUCAUGUCGUCGGUGGCCAUCGGUGUCGCCUUCUUCGUGGCCGUGCUGCUGCUCCGGGACGUGUACGGGGCGCCGUUCACGGAGAGCCCGGAGGUGGUGAGGGCGGUGGCGAGCCUGGGCGUGGUGUUCGCCUUCUCCCUCCUCCUCAACAGCGUCCAGCCGGUGCUCUCCGGCGUGGCCGUCGGCGCCGGGUGGCAGUGGCUGGUCGCCUACAUCAACCUCGGCUGCUACUACUGCGUCGGCAUCCCCGUCGGCUACGCCAUCGCGUUCCCGCUGCGGCGCGGCGUGCAGGGGAUGUGGGGCGGCAUGCUCACCGGAGUCGGGUUGCAGACGGUGAUCCUGGUGGCCAUCACGGUGAGGACCAACUGGAGCAAGGAGGCGAGCGAGGCGCACGCGAGGAUCCAGCACUGGGGUGGCACGGCCAAGCUUGCCGAGCCCAUCUAGCUCACCUACAUCAUCCAUGGCGCAGCUCCAUUGCUUCUUCUGGAUGCACUGGAUGUGCAGGUGCAGAGUGCACUAAUUAAUAUUCCAUCUGUUUCAUAUUAUAGGACUUUUUGACAUUGUUUAGAUUAAUUUGUAUGAUAAUAAAUUUAAACGCAUAUACAAAAUAUAUACAUUAAUAUAUGGAUGAAUCUAGACAAACUCAGCAAAAUCUUAUAACAUGUAAAGGAUGGAGUAUAAGAUGAUGUGAGUAGACUAAUUAAGUUGGUUUUGUGUGUUGGCAAUUUGGUCUGAGUCUCUGUUUGGUCAAUGGAUCAGAUUUUAUGAAGUAUUG
Messenger RNA from Oryza brachyantha (malo sina), 2015 nucleotides. Its product is annotated as protein DETOXIFICATION 33-like. Gene Ontology annotation, molecular function: antiporter activity; xenobiotic transmembrane transporter activity. Gene Ontology annotation, biological process: xenobiotic detoxification by transmembrane export across the plasma membrane. Gene Ontology annotation, cellular component: membrane. The coding region runs from base 146 to 1684 and encodes 512 amino acids. The record is from RefSeq and is a predicted model, not a curated record. NCBI's taxonomy places the organism in Eukaryota, Viridiplantae, Streptophyta, Magnoliopsida, Poales, Poaceae. The transcript is spliced from 3 exons.